Molecule: messenger RNA, 2357 nt
Organism: Stereum hirsutum FP-91666 SS1
Lineage: Eukaryota; Fungi; Basidiomycota; Agaricomycetes; Russulales; Stereaceae
Exons: 22
Coding region: 91-2223 (710 amino acids)
Biological process (GO): urea transmembrane transport
Cellular component (GO): plasma membrane
Molecular function (GO): urea transmembrane transporter activity
Source: RefSeq, a predicted model, not a curated record
GAACCUGACGAUUUACAUCACUCGCGGUCGACGAGGGUUGAUUGCCCUAACGCUCCUCUGCUUCGUCUUGUCUUCCAGCACGGACAUACGAUGUCGACCACCACAGAAAAUCACGCACCUCUCUCUCAGGGACUAGGCUAUGGAAUUGUAAUUGGAUUUGGACUUGUCUUCGCCGGCUUGCUAUCCUUGGCGAGUUGGAUUGGCCGGCGCGCCCUGUCUGAGAGAGAGACCGUAGAGGCUUACAUGACUGCUCGUCGUUCAGUCAAGAAGGGACUGAUCGCGUCUGCUGUCGUUUCUUCGUGGUGUUGGGCAGCAACACUUUUGAAUUCUGUUCGGAUCACAACGGUUUACGGUUUGCCUGGUCUUUGGUUCUUUGCGGCAGGAGCUUGCGUUCAGAUCUUCGCGUUCGCAAUCGUGGCCAUUGAACUGAAAUCACGCGCUCCGCGUUGUCAUACUCUGCUGGAGGUCGUUCGAAUUCGCUGGGGCACAAGCGCUCACAUCGUUCUUCUUUGCUUUGGUAUUGCGACCCAGGUUCUUGUGUCAGCCGCUCUUCUGUUGGGUGCUUCGGCUGCUGUAUCUAGCAUAACCGGGAUGCACACUGUCGCCGCACUCUUCCUGAUUCCUACCGGAGUGGUGCUCUAUACACUAUCAGGCGGGUUGAAGGCAACCUUCGUCGCAGACUGGAUACACACCGUCGUGAUCUAUGUCAUUCUCCUCGUGGUCAUGUUCAAGGUCAUGACAAGUUCCGAAGCUAUAGGCUCACCAACCAAGCUAUACGACAUGCUUACAGCCGCCGCAGACACCUAUCCUUGCUACGGUACUUACAAAGGAUCGUAUUUGACCAUGCACUCUGAGGAAGGUCUGAUUUUUGCGGGGGUCGUCUUGGUCAGUGGAUUCGCUUCCGUAUUCGUGGACCCUGCCUAUGGUCAAAAAGCUCUGGCUGCCACGCCUUCUGCCGUUGUCUCCGGAUACUUCAUCGGAGGCGCCACAUGGUUUGCGAUACCAUUGGGCCUUUCUGGGACUAUAGCCUUCGCUGCUGUCGUUCUUCAGGACACGUCUUACUGGCCACAACCCGGUGGUAUUACGACCUACGUCUCCAAUAAUGGACUCAUCUUGCCGCUCACCGCCCAGGCUCUCAUGGGUACUGGAGGUGCUGCCGCCAUCCUGCUCAUGGUUUUCAUGGCCGUCACAAGCAGCUCUUCGGCUGAAUAUAUUGCAUUGAGUUCGGUACUCACUUACGAUGUCUAUAGACCUUAUCUGCGCCCUCAAGCAACGGACAGGGAACUUCUCUUUAUAGGCCACUCCUGCGUCAUCGGCUUUGCGAUCUUCAGCUCCUGUUUCGCCACCGGACUUUACUACGCUGAUCUGAGUAUGGCCUGGUUGCUCGAAUUCCUCGGCGUUGUCAUCUCUCCUGCGGUAAUUCCCCUCGCCGGGUCACUCAUGAGCUCCAAGAUGAGCAGAACAACAGCGAUUUAUUCACCACUCCUUGGUCUUGCGGCUGCUUUGGCUGCCUGGUUGGGAGUCACAAAACAUGUGUAUGGCUCCAUCUCGGUUGAUACCACUUUCGGCGACUGGCCUAUGUUUUCCGGUGCAGUAACGGGCAUCUUCGUCCCCUUGCUGUGGCAUCUCGUGGCUCGUUUCGUCCCAGGCCUCUCUGUACCUAAAUAUGACUGGAGCCGCCUCUUACGCAUGGAUGCAAUCCAACCACGCGUGGGCGACGAAGUCUUCGCCCUCGAGAAAGUCGAUGAUCUGGGCCACUUCGAUCGUGACGCUCUACGACGGGCUUCGAGAACGGCGAGAUGGGUGACGAUCGUGUUGGCGCUUGUGUUCUUGAUUUUGAUUCCUCUUCCGAUGUACGGGACCAAGUACAUUUUCCCUAAAUCAGGCUUCGUCGCCUUUGUCGUAGUAGAGUUUAUCUGGGGCUGGAUCGCAGCCCUCACGAUCACCAUCCUCCCCGUAUGGGAAUCUCGCGACCAACUCGCCGCGAUCUUCAGGGGCCUCCUAACAUUCCGUUCCACCUCCGCCACCACCACUGGCACCAAAUAUAACUCCAACUCCGACUCGCCCUCCGAACUGUCAGCAGAAGACACGAAGGAGCCCAUACCAGAAGUCUACGAGUCAGAGACGCUCGGGAACAAUAUCAGGAAUGGAGAUGAUGUGGAGGGAGUGACUGAGAAAGGGGAUAGUACGCACGGUGUGAUGGCGACGACGCAUCUUCCUUGACGCAGCUUUGUGCGGGUUUUGAGAGGGCGCUAGAGUAGUGACUCACUCGGGUUCGUUAUGAUUUAUGAUAGAAUGACUGCCAUGUAGACUUCGAGAGACUAUUCUACUUAUUGUAUCUUGUUCAGUUUGGGAUC